CGCAUGAUCAGAGGAAAAAAAUAAACUAAAUAAAAAUUGAAAGACGUGUCAAGGUGCGUUUCGGUAGUGCAGUGCGCAUAUGUGCAAUUAAGCAGGCAUUCCCCUCAACGGCCGUUCUGCUUGAUUGAUGCAAAACUGAGAAAAGUCUCUAAACAACCCCGACUCAUGCAGAACUCCCUUCCCUCAUAAGCUCCACCAGCAGGACCAGUGAAGACACAGGGCACUACAGAUUCGCCAGGGUCGCCAGGGUCGCCCUAGCAUAUUCUUGUCUGGCUACUCGCCACCCACCUGCACCACUUCGACCAGAAUCCCACUCCAUCCAAUUGCCCAAUACCAGCACACAACCAACAGGCAGCUCCAACAAGAGGGCUUUGACGACAAUGCCAGCGUCAAUAGCAGUCCUGUUUCUGAGACACGAAUCCUUGUAAACCUGCGGCUAGCUACCCACAUCGACCAAACCCAUCAUCCGCCGCCGUCAAGAGAGGGGACUGCCGGCCAGACAGACGAGAGGAAACAAACGACGUACAGUGCUGUGCGUCCGGCAGUGCUGGUAGAGGGAUUCGGCUGUUUCAACCCACACCCCCUCCCUACGCGGCCGGAUUCGCCAUGUCUUCAGCCGACAAGUCCUCGAGGCAAUCCUCAGGCGGCAAGUCCUUCUUCUCACGAAGCAAGAACAAGGACAGACGAAACACCAGCGACGACUCCAACGGCCGUUAUCUCGUAGGCGGCGACCAAGACCAUGCCAGCAUAAUCUCAUCCCGCGCCUCUUCGCGACACCAACGGGACUCUUCCGUUGUAUCUAUAGAUGCCCCAGACUCACCGAACCCGGGCCUUAACCAUAUGGCUGGUGUUAUCACCUCCAUUCCAUAUGACAACGUUCCACCGGACCGUCGCUCCCCCAUACCCACCGAAUAUCUGCCCAAGGGCGACCAGGCACCUGUGCGCCGCGACCCUCUGCCGCACCAACUAAACAAGGCCGGCUCCGACUUUCAUCAAUAUCCUAAUUUUGACACCAACUCGAUGGAUUACAAUCGAAUCUCCCACUCGUCCCAGGGGGCGCCGCGAGUAGUCCCGGGCUCCAACGUCACCAUGGCUUCAACUGGUCGCCAGACUCAGUUCCAGCAAUGGGGCCCCGCCCGGGACAGCGGCUUCGGGGCUGGCUCACACAACUCACGAUAUAAUUCAUACGCUACAUCGGCUGGCCGUAGUUCUGCCGACCAAUCUAGUAUAUAUUCUGCUUUACCUAGCGCAUCGUCUCAAAGCUCAUAUCCCGUACAGUCUCCAAGAGAAUCCCACCGGCUCACCAAAUUCCCUGGGUCGCCCUCUGCUGUUGUUCAAGGUUCCAGCGAAGAUUUUAGACUAGCGAAACCCGACGAUGACCACAUAAUCGAGCAAAUGUUUCUUGCUUUGAUGCAAAAGCGCGGCUGGCACAACCUCCCUGAUCAAGCUCGCCGGCAAAUGGUUGCAUACCCUGCCGCCAAGAAAUGGACCCUGAUUUAUCAAGACCGUUUGAGCGAGUGGCAGGGCGAACAGCGCAGGAGGCAGACCGCAAGGCCAGGGCAAAUUCAAAGCUUCGAUGUUACAACCUUUUCUGACGAGGAGGGGACGCCCGAGUGGUAUGUGAGGAAAGUUAUGGACAACAGCCUGGACACCAAGCUACUCGGUAGCCUCGAGGUCAGCCUCCGAACCCAGCAGAUCAACUGGGUCAAGCGUUUUAUAGAAUGUCAGGGUCAGGUAGCUUUGACGAACGUCUUGAUGAAGAUCAACCGAAAGACAGCAUCAGGGCCGGCGGGCGUGACCUCGGAUGCGAAGAAUGACAAGAACCUUGAUCGGGAAUAUGAAAUUGCCAAGUGCCUCAAGGCUCUGAUGAACAACAAGUUCGGCGCCGACGAUGCGCUCGCCCACCAAAACGUCAUUGUCGCACUGGCGACAUCCUUGAUGUCUCCGCGACUCCAUACCCGGAAGCUUGUCAGCGAGGUCUUGACGUUUUUGUGUCAUUGGGCAGAUGGCGAGGGCCACCUCAAGGUCAUACAAGCGUUGGACUAUGUAAAAAACCAGACUGGGGAGAAUGGCAGGUUUGACGCAUGGAUGAGACUGGUCGAGGUCACCGUGGACGGCCGAGGCAAGAUGGGCAGUCUGGUCGGUGCAAGUGACGAGAUGCGCAGCGGCGGCGUCGGCGCGGAGAACCUGCUCAUGGAGUACGCUGUCGCGACGCUCAUACUGAUCAACAUGAUUAUCGAUUCUCCGGAGAAGGAUCUCCAGCUUCGGCUGCACAUCCGAGCGCAGUUCAACGCAUGUGGUAUUAAGCGUAUCCUCACCAAGAUGGAGGCAUUUCAGUAUGACCUCAUCGACAAGCAGAUCGAGCGUUUCCGCUCCAACGAGGCCAUCGACUAUGAGGAUAUGCUUGAUAGAGAAAACAGCAGUAUCAAGGACAAUGUCGAGGGCGAAAUCAAGGACCUGAACGAUCCUGUCCAGAUCGUGGAUGCCAUACAAAGUCGACUGCAGGGUUCUAGGACGCAUGACUACUUCGUCUCGGCUCUCCAGCACCUGCUUCUGAUUCGGGAGAAUGAUGGCGAGGAGCGUCUUCGGAUGUUCCAGCUCGUGGACUCGAUGCUCAGUUACGUUGCGAUGGAUCGUAGGCUCCCGGACAUGGACCUCAAGCAGAGCCUCAAUUUCACGGUGCAGAGCUUGCUAGACAAACUGCAUACGGACUCGGAGGCCCGGCAGGCUCACGACGAUGCUCUCGAGGCACGGCAGAUAGCGGAUGCCGCUAUGGCCGAGAGGGACGAGAUGAAGGCCCAGCUUGAGCUCGGUGCUGAUGGACUGGUGGCAAAGCUUCAAAGGCAACUAGACGAGCAAGCCAGGUUCAUAGAAGCCCAGAAGAGACAGGCGGAUGGACUUAAAUCAGAGCUUGAAAACCUGCAAACUAUCCGUGCUAAGGAGGCCCAGAGAUAUGAACUGGAGACGCGAGAGCUGUACUUGAUGCUCCGGGACGCCCAGGAUGUCGCUGCAUCGCAGGCCGUCAAAGGCGUCAAGGCGGUUGGCAAUGAUGAAGCCGCUCGUGUACAGCAGCAAGGAAUCCUUGACCGCGAUAGGCUUAUGGAGCGACUUCAGAUGCAGAUUGAACGACAAAAGACGCAGUUCAAACUCGAGGGCAGGGUCUGGGGCGAGGCAGCCGGCCCAUCGGACAGGCUCCGUGCUUUGCGGGAAGAGAUGGACGGAAUUGGCGGAGACCCGGAAAUGGAGGAACAGGGAGGUACUGUGUCGGGAACGGCGCCAAGGGAUUUGACUAACAGCAUGCUCGGGAGCGUCAAGCGCCAGACCCGUGUUUCCCGAAAACCCGUCAAAACGUCUGCGAACCUGGUACCAGGCGCGGUUACAGAAGAGGAUAUCCCCGAGGAAGACGACGAGGACGUCAUUUACGAGAAGCCACGCGUUGUCGAGAUCAGGAGGCCAACCGUCGACCCCAAGCAACAGGCUGGUCUGCUCAACGAGAUUGCCGGCAAAGUCAAACGAUACGACGGCAGCGACUCGGAAGAUGCAGAGGAUGGCGUUACUACUGGCCCAACGCAUCCUAGUGUCGAGUCUCAAACGCCUCUCACGCCCAAGGACCAGGAGCCUCCCAAGACUCCAAAGAUCGAAGUCACACCAGCCAUGGAUGGGGUCGUUGGUGCAGCCGCGCCGCCACCCCCGCCUCCGCCUCCGCCUCCCCCAAUGCCAGGACAACUCCCCGGAGCACCACCGCCACCUCCUCCGGCGCCUCCUCUACCUGGUACCGCUGGAACACCUGCACCGCCGCCGCCCCCUCCUCCACCUCCUUUGCCCGGCAAGGGCAUGCCAGCGCCGCCACCGCCGCCACCACCACCACCCCCUCCUCUGCCUGGCAUGAAGGGUAUGCCUCCGCCACCGCCUCCUCCAAUGCCGGGCUCAAUGUCAGGCCAUUUCCUAGCAAAACAGCCUGGUUUUGUUGCGCCUACAAUCGGGCUGCCCGUUGUGCGGCCGAAAAAGAAGCUCAAGGCGCUGCAUUGGGACAAGGUCGACGCGCCAUCAACAACUCACUGGGCAGCGCAUGCACCUUCUGCUGAGGAACGCGAGGAGAAGUAUCUUGAGCUGAGCCGCAAGGGUAUUCUUGAUGAAGUUGAGAAGCUCUUCAUGGCCAAGGAGACAAAGAUGAUUGGCAAGGGGCAAUCACACAAAGAUGACAAGAAGCAGAUUAUUUCUGCUGAUUUGCGGAAAGCCUAUGAAAUUGCCUUUGCCAAGUUCUCAAGCUACUCAGUUGAGAAGAUUGUGCAAAUCAUUAUACACUGCGACAAGGAAGUUCUCGACAACAAUGUGGUCAUGGACUUUUUGCAGAGAGAAGACUUGUGCAAUAUACCUGAAAACAUAAAGAAGCAGAUGGCACCGUACAGCAAGGACUGGACGGCGCCCAAAGCCAUGGAAGAGGCACGCGAACAAGACCCUGCGGAGCUUACUCGGCAGGAUCAGAUAUUCCUGAUGACUGCCUUUGACCUCAACCACUAUUGGAAUAGCAGGAUGCGGGCACUGGCUCUCACCCGAAGCUUUGAGCCAGACUACGAAGAGAUCUCGGAGAAGAUUCGGCAGGUGGUCAGCGUGUCCGAGUCGCUAAGAGACUCGGUAUCGUUGAUGAACGUUCUUGGGUUGAUUUUGGAUAUCGGUAACUACAUGAACGACGCCAACAAGCAGGCGCGUGGCUUCAAGCUGAGCUCCCUGGCGCGCCUGGGCAUGGUCAAGGACGAGAAGAACGAGUCGACAUUGGCCGACUUGGUGGAGCGAAUCGUUCGACAACAGUACCCCGAAUGGGAGAGUUUUGCGACCGACAUUGGGGGCGUAUUGACUGCGCAGAAGAUCAACAUCGAGCAACUGCAGACGGACGCAAGAAAGUACGUGGACAACAUCAAGAACGUGCAAAGGGCGUUAGACUCUGGGAAGCUCUCCGACCCGACAAAAUUUCACCCACAGGACCGCGUAUCCCAGGUGGUACAGCGCUGCAUGAAGGACGCACGGCGCAAGGCGGACCAGAUGUCACUUUAUCUGGAGGAGAUGGUGCGGACGUACAACGACAUCAUGACGUUUUAUGGAGAAGACCCGGCAGACGAGAACGCUCGUCGCGACUUCUUUGCCAAGCUGGCGCUGUUUGUUAACGACUGGAAGAAGUCACGCGAAAAGAAUGUCCAGAUCGAGGAGACACGGCGCAAGAACGAGGCGAGCAUGAAGCGCAAGCAGGCCCAGUUGAAGCCACUCGGCAUUGGAGGCCCAUCGGACGUCGGGCCGGUCAGCCCCAGCAGCGCGGGCGCCAUGGACAGUCUCUUGGAGAAGCUGCGCGCGGCGGCACCGCAGGCGCGCGACCAGCGCGACCGAAGGCGGCGUGCGCGACUCAAGGACAGGCAUCAGGUACGCAUUGCGUCAGGCCAGAAGAUCCCAGACCUCAACGAGAUCCCAGAGGUCGAAGCGGGUCUGCAGACUGGCAGGAGCACGACUAGCUCACGCGCCACGGACGACGACGGCAACCUGCUGAGCCCCGACUUCGCGUCCCUGGGCUCGCCCAAGUCGGCGGACGAAAACGACGUGGCCCAGCGCGCGGCCAUGAUGCUUCAGGGAAUGCGAGACGGCGAAGGUCCUGAAGAUGCGGAGAAGCGGGAAAUGAUGCGGCGGGCGCGACGGCAGACUGCCGAGGAGGAGCGUCGGGCCCGGAGAAGAAGGAGAGAACAAGCAGGCUCGACAAUCAGUAGCCACGGGGGUGACUUGGAAGAGAGGGCAGAAGAGGGGGGCGGCGACGGGGCAGAGGACGCGAAUGGGGACUUGCUGACGCCGAAGCCGGAGCAGGAGCCAGGGUCCGAGUCAGAGCCCAAGUCGGAAGCCACGGUAGCUGCUGCGACGUGAGGCUCUUCAUUGUCGAAUAUAUCUGAAGUGCAAGAGUAUCGAUACAUCACCACGUCACGUCAUGUCAUAUUAACCCAUCAUACAACCGACAUCUUCGUACAUAAUGUUUACUGCAUGCCCUUUCUCUGAGAGAAGGGCCAGGACCGGAAGCCAUAGAGGAGACUAGAAAGGUCAGCGUCCAGCAUUUAGAUACGGGUCCAGCAUUUAGUAUCUAGAUAGGUAGCUGCUUACCUACAGCAGCUCACCAAGCAAAGAAAGAUCUUCAGGGCGGGGAGGGCAGAUGAGGGCAAGUUUCAGAAAAGCUAGAGACCCUCGUAUAAAUGACAAAAACUUUAUAUAAUGGA
Pyricularia oryzae 70-15 is the source of this 6245-nucleotide messenger RNA. RefSeq lists its product as uncharacterized. Gene Ontology annotation, molecular function: actin binding; small GTPase binding. Lineage: Eukaryota; Fungi; Ascomycota; Sordariomycetes; Magnaporthales; Pyriculariaceae. Gene Ontology annotation, cellular component: mating projection tip; cell division site. Gene Ontology annotation, biological process: barbed-end actin filament capping; actin filament bundle assembly; mitotic actomyosin contractile ring assembly. The record is from RefSeq and is a predicted model, not a curated record. The transcript is spliced from 3 exons. The coding region runs from base 607 to 5901 and encodes 1764 amino acids.